UCAGACAGGACUCAUAAAUAUUCAAUGACAUCAGAGCAAUUCGCAGAGUUGAGAAAAAAAUGACCUUUGAAUUUCUAUGAAGAAUGCAAAUGAGCAAAGUGUGAGCUUCAAUGCUUUUGUCCAUGAAAACUCUUAGAGAAGAUGGCUGAUGUAAGCCUGAAGGAAGUAGCACUAAUACUCGGUGUGGUGGCAGCCUGCUACUGGAACAGCCUCUUUUGUGGCUUUGUUUUUGAUGAUGUUUCAGCGAUUUUGGACAAUAAAGAUUUGCAUCCUUCUACUCCGAUAACAAAUCUAUUUCAGAAUGACUUCUGGGGCACUCCGAUGUCUGAGGAGAGGAGUCAUAAAUCUUAUCGUCCCCUUACAGUUCUUACGUUUCGCUUAAACUACUUGUUCAGCGAGUUAAAUGCAGUUUCUUACCACUUCCUAAAUCUGGUCUUUCAUGUGGUGGUUUGUGUAGUCUUCCUCAAGGUGUGUAAGCUUUUUCUGGACAACAGGAGCAGCGUAGUUGCAUCCUUGCUUUUUGCAGUGCACCCAAUACAUACUGAGGCGGUAACUGGAGUUGUGGGCAGAGCAGAACUUUUAUCAUCGAUCUUUUUUCUAGCUGCUUUUUUGUCAUAUACAAAAUCUAAAGGGCCAGAUAAUACCAUAGUGUGGACCCCUAUUGCAAUGACUGUGUUUCUAGUAGCUGUUGCAACACUGUGUAAAGAACAAGGAAUAACGGUGGUGGGGAUAUGCUGUGUGUAUGAAGUAUUUGUUGCUCAAGGGUACACCUUGCCAGUUUUGUUGGACACAGCUGUACAGAUUCUUCGAGGAAAGGGCAGUAUUCCUUUCUCUAUGCUCCAAACACUGUUGAAGCUCAUAGUCCUAAUGUUCAGUACGCUGCUGCUUGUAGUUGUCAGAGUCCAGGUUAUCCAGUCUCAACUUCCAGUGUUUACAAGGUUUGAUAACCCAGCUGCUGUUAGUCCAUCCCCAGCAAGACAGCUGACUUUCAACUACCUCCUCCCUGUAAAUGCUUGGCUGCUUCUCAACCCUUCAGAAUUAUGCUGUGAUUGGACAAUGGGAACUAUUCCUCUUGUGGAGUCUUUGUUAGAUGUUAGAAAUGUUGCCACCCUUACCUUCUUUUGCUUUCUGGGAUCUUUGAUCGUCUUCAGUCUCCGAUAUCCUGGGGAUUCCUCCAAGACUGUAUUGAUGGCACUCUGCUUAAUAGUGCUACCAUUCAUUCCUGCAUCAAACCUCUUUUUUCCUGUUGGAUUCGUAGUAGCAGAACGAGUGUUGUAUGUUCCAAGCAUGGGAUUCUGCAUUUUGGUAGCACAUGGAUGGAAGAAAUUAUCAAAUAAAAGUGUGCUAAGAAAAAUUUCUUGGGUUUGUUUGGCUGCAGUACUGUUCACUCAUGCCUUAAAAACACUGCACAGAAAUUGGGACUGGGAGUCAGAGUACACGUUGUUUAUGUCAGCUUUAAAGGUAAAUAAGAACAAUGCAAAAUUAUGGAAUAAUGUGGGGCACGCGUUAGAAAAUGAAAAGAAUUUUGAAAGAGCUCUGCAGUUCUUCAUACAGGCCACACAAGUGCAACCAGAUGAUAUUGGUGCCCACAUGAAUGUAGGAAGAACUUACAAAAACCUAAACAAAACUAAAGAAGCCGAAGAAUCGUAUAUGAUUGCUAAAUCAUUGAUGCCACAGAUUAUUCCAGGUAAAAAGUAUGCAGCAAGAGUUGCUCCUAACCAUCUGAAUGUUUAUAUCAAUCUUGCAAACUUAAUUCGAGCAAAUGAAUCUCGCCUCGAAGAAGCAGAUCAACUGUAUCGACAAGCAAUUAGUAUGAGGCCAGAUUUCAAGCAGGCUUACAUCAGCAGGGGAGAAUUACUUCUAAAAAUGAACAAACCUCUGAAAGCUAAGGAAGCUUAUCUUAGAGCUCUAGAACUAGACAGAACCAAUGCAGACCUGUGGUACAACUUGGCAAUUGUUUACAUUGAACUGAAAGAUCCAACAGAAGCCCUGAAAAAUUUCAACCGAGCGCUAGAACUCAACCCUACGCAUAAACUGGCAUUAUUCAACUCAGCGCUGCUAAUGCAGGAGUCUG
This is a messenger RNA of Tauraco erythrolophus (red-crested turaco), 2074 nucleotides long. NCBI's taxonomy places the organism in Eukaryota, Metazoa, Chordata, Aves, Musophagiformes, Musophagidae. The record is from RefSeq and is a predicted model, not a curated record.